AUGUGCAUCGUGUUCUGGUCUGAUACACCGAUCUACAGCCUAGUUGUCGCCUCGAAUCGCGACGAGUUCCUUGCGAGACCGACGACAGACGCAGCGUGGCACUCCUGGGACCCCCGUGCGCUUGCCGACGAGCCCGACGAGCGACGACGGACGCUGGCUGGCCUCGACUUGAAUGCCGGAGGGACAUGGUUCGGGAUCUCGCUCGCGCCUGAGGACGGACCUGGCACGGGGCACGGACGACGGAUGCACUUUGCGACGCUCACCAACUUCACCGAGGAGAUCCCGCCCGGAACGAGGCCGUCUCGAGGCCAGCUUACCCGCGACUUUCUCGACCGCAUCUCGUCCUCCUCUGCCUCCGAGUCUACCCUUGAAGACUACCUCGCCAUCGUCGAGAAGCAGAAGCAGGAUUACGCCGGCUUCAACCUCGUCGUCGGCGAAAUCAGCCGCCCUCCUCCCGCCGAUUCUGCGUCUCGAGAAACCCAAGUCCACCUCGCCUACAUCUCGAACCGCGAGAACCCGCGCAAACGAGCUCGUGUGCUCCCUCCGCUACCGCAUGCAGGCGCUGGGGUCGUAGCCGGCUCCGACGGUUCGAAGCGGGUGCGGGCGGUGAGCAAUGCGACUCUCGAGGUCGAAGAUGGAGAGGAGGAGUGGCCAAAGGUCAAGGGCGGGGCAGCGGCACUCGAGCAGGUGCUACAGGAUGUCGAGCGGGAUGGGCUGUCUAAGGAGGAGCAGGAGAAGGAGCUGGUGGAAGGAAUGUAUCGGGUACUAAGCACCGCACAUCCGUCGCCCAUACUACACCGCACCCAUCUCCGCCAUACCGUCCUCGUCCGCCCUCUCGCCCUCGACCCCUCCGCACCUCUCCCCGCCAUCCCUCCUCCCUUUCCCUCCACCUCUCCCUCCCCGUCGCCUCUAUCGCCCGACUCGACAAAACGAGAAGGAGAAGACGGCGUCCAUUGGUACGCGACGAGGGUGCAGACGUUGUUGCUUGUUGAGCGCGAGACGGGACGGGUGGUCGUGAGGGAGAGAGAGGCGUAUGUGCUUGAUGAGGAAGGACGGCCAAAGUGGAGCGGGAAGGAGAGGGCGUUCGAGUUUGUGCUGUAG
Rhodotorula toruloides NP11 is the source of this 1101-nucleotide messenger RNA. RefSeq names its product protein of unknown function DUF833. The coding region runs from base 1 to 1101 and encodes 366 amino acids. Gene Ontology annotation, cellular component: Golgi apparatus. The transcript has 3 exons. The record is from RefSeq and is a predicted model, not a curated record. Lineage: Eukaryota; Fungi; Basidiomycota; Microbotryomycetes; Sporidiobolales; Sporidiobolaceae. Gene Ontology annotation, biological process: protein secretion; Golgi organization.